AUGGUCCAAGUCAAGAACAAGGUCUGCCUCAUCGUCCACGAUGGAUGGGGUGUUGCGCCAGAAAAAGGUGGAAAGGGCGAUGCCAUCUCUGCUGGCACGACGACCAACAUGGACACCAUCGGAGCAGAACACUCGUAUCGUACGCUCGCUGCUCACGGAACGGCGGUCGGUCUCAGCGAAGGCUUGAUGGGCAACUCUGAAGUCGGGCAUUUAAACAUCGGCGCUGGCCGUGUUGUCUGGCAGGAUAUCGUGAGGAUCGAUGUGUCCAUUAAGAAGAGGCAGUUCCAUAAGAACGAGACGAUCGUUGCGAGCUUCAAGCAUGCGAAAGAGACCAACGGACGGCUGCAUCUUCUUGGUUUGGUCUCCGACGGCGGUGUCCACUCGCACAUCAACCACCUCUACGCCCUGCUCGAAACCGCCAAAGAAAUCGGCGUCCCCCACGUCUACGUCCACUUCUUCGGCGACGGCCGCGACACCGCACCCCGUUCCUCCGCGACAUACGCCAAGGAUCUCCUCGCCUUCAUCGAGAAGGAGAAGAUCGGGACCGUCGCGACCGCCGUCGGACGGUAUUAUGCUAUGGAUAGGGAUAAGAGGUGGGAGAGGGUGAAGAUCGCGGUUGAUGGGCUUGUUAAGGGAGAGGGGGAGAAGAGCGAGGAUCUGGUGAAGAGUAUUGAGGAGGCGUAUAAGAGGGAUGAGACGGAUGAGUUUUUGAAGCCGAUCGUGCUUGGUGGGAGUGAGAGUAGGAUCAAGGACGACGACACCUUGUUCUUCUUCAACUACCGCUCCGACCGUAUGCGGGAGAUCGCCAGCGUCUUUGGGCUUCCGGACAAACCCAUGGAGGUCGACGUCCCCAAAAACCUCCAUAUCACCACCAUGUCGCGCUACAACGCCGAGUUCCCCUUCCCUGUCGCUUUCCCUCCCCAGGCCAUGACCAACGUCCUCGCCGAAUGGCUCGGCAAGAAGGGCGUUAAGCAGGCUCACAUCGCCGAGACCGAGAAAUACGCCCACGUCACUUUCUUCUUCAACGGCGGCGUCGAAAAACAAUUCGAGAACGAAGAGCGCCACAUGAUCGCCUCACCCAAAGUCGCGACCUACGACAAACAGCCAUCGAUGUCCGUGCAGGCCGUGGCGGAUAAGGUCGCGGAGGUCGUCAAGGCUGACACGCACGAGUUCGUGAUGUGCAAUUUCGCCCCGCCGGAUAUGGUCGGCCACACAGGCAUCUACGACGCCGCCGUCGAAGCCAUCGGCCACACCGACGCCGCCGUCGGCACAGUCUACAAAGCCUGCCAAGAAGCGGGCUACAUCCUUCUCAUCACCGCCGACCACGGUAACGCAGAACAAAUGAUCAACCCUGCGAACGGGAACCCGCAUACGGCGCAUACGACCAAUCCGGUUCCGUUCAUCAUGACGGGCGACCCGAAGAAGUUUAAGUUUACGGAGGAUAAGACGGGUGGGAAGGCCGGGAAGGAGGGAGAGAAGGCGAAGGCGAAGGUGGUGGAGGAGGAUGAAGAGGAGGGGGCGUUGUGUGAUGUUGCCCCGACGGUGUUGGCUUUGCUGGGUUUGGACCAACCGGAGGAAAUGACCGGCCGCUCGCUCCUCGCUGCCCAAUCUUAAGACACGAUAGACGAUGGACGACCACACACGAUAGACAAAUGCAGAAGAGUGUAAGUCACGAGAAAAAGAAGAAGCUGUAUAUCAACCAUAGCUAUAGAAUGGGACCGAAGGUGCGGAUCUGAACAGAUUAGAAUGUGCUCAUGCUUGUAAUUUUUGGAGGGGACUGUCGUUGUAGUUUGUUGUAAUCGAACGUGCUCCGCUUCUUUGGAGGGCUUGCCUG
Messenger RNA from Stereum hirsutum FP-91666 SS1, 1834 nucleotides. RefSeq names its product phosphoglycerate mutase. Gene Ontology annotation, molecular function: manganese ion binding. The record is from RefSeq and is a predicted model, not a curated record. The coding region runs from base 1 to 1614 and encodes 537 amino acids. Lineage: Eukaryota; Fungi; Basidiomycota; Agaricomycetes; Russulales; Stereaceae. Gene Ontology annotation, cellular component: cytoplasm. Gene Ontology annotation, biological process: glucose catabolic process. The transcript is spliced from 9 exons.